Molecule: messenger RNA, 153 nt
Organism: Sclerotinia sclerotiorum 1980 UF-70
Lineage: Eukaryota; Fungi; Ascomycota; Leotiomycetes; Helotiales; Sclerotiniaceae
Exons: 3
Coding region: 1-153 (50 amino acids)
Source: RefSeq, a predicted model, not a curated record
AUGUGUAUAACUUUUCAGGGACGUACCAUUCUAGUGCGAAACGAAGUACAUCGACAUGUUAGAUUACAACAGUUAACAUUUGAAACGGGAUUUAAAUCCCUCAUAACACCUAAUAGCUCGGAGAAAAAGAGAUUUCUCAAAAUGGGUUCUUGA